AUGAAGAUCACAAUCCAGAUCAUAUUGUUGGUGGGUUCUGCAGCGGUUGCGCUCGCAAGUCCUGUUGCUGGCCCUCCCAAGCCUAAGCCGCCACCCAUGCCGAAAGAUGAUGGGUUGCAAGGUCAGGUUUCAAGUGUUGGACAAUGUCCAAAAGACUGCUGGAACGAGGCCGCUAAAAAGGCAGGCUGUGAUCCCAACUCGGACGACGAUUGCUUGUGUGGUCCGUUCUUCGAUGCAGUCACCUACUGCACAGCGCAGGCAUGUAGUGCGGGCGACAACCUAGCUGCGUUGAACUUCCUGUCCGUUGACUGCUGA
Messenger RNA from Boeremia exigua, 315 nucleotides. RefSeq lists its product as uncharacterized. The record is from RefSeq and is a predicted model, not a curated record. The transcript is spliced from 3 exons. NCBI's taxonomy places the organism in Eukaryota, Fungi, Ascomycota, Dothideomycetes, Pleosporales, Didymellaceae. The coding region runs from base 1 to 315 and encodes 104 amino acids.